GUUUCUAGGGUUUCCAUAACAAAGGAACAGAGCAGCAGCAGCAGCCAUGGUUCUCAAGACGGAGCUUUGCCGAUUUAGUGGUGCCAAGAUAUACCCUGGGAAAGGCAUCAGAUUUGUUCGUGGAGAUUCGCAGGUUUUCCUCUUUUCCAAUUCGAAAUGCAAGAGGUACUUCCACAACCGUUUGAAGCCUUCAAAACUUACAUGGACAGCCAUGUAUAGGAAGCAGCAUAAGAAGGAUAUUGCCCAAGAGGCCGUGAAGAAGAGAAGACGUGCAGCCAAGAAGCCUUACUCCCGAUCCAUUGUUGGUGCCACCUUAGAGGUUAUCCAGAAGAAGAGAAGUGAGAAACCCGAAGUCCGUGAUGCUGCCAGGGAAGCUGCUCUCCGAGAAAUCAAGGAAAGAAUCAAGAAAACUAAGGAUGAAAAGAAGGCAAAGAAAGCAGAAGUAGCGGCAAAGCAACAAAAGACUCAGGGCAAGGGUAAUGUUCCAAAGGGUGGAGCACCGAAAGGCCCCAAGCUCGGUGGCGGUGGCGGAAAGCGUUAAGUUGUUAAAGUUAUUAUCUGUUUUUCCCUAGCCAGAAAAAAAUAGGGUUAGUAUGUUUAUUUUGAAGCCAAUUUUAUGGACUUAAUGGCAUUGAUGGCCAUGAUGUUUUUGCAUUUAUGCUUGAUCCUAUACUAUGAACCCAGUGUUGAAGUUUUGUGAUGAAGUGCUUUUAUGGAUUUUGAAUUUA
Messenger RNA from Gossypium arboreum, 728 nucleotides. RefSeq names its product 60S ribosomal protein L24. Gene Ontology annotation, biological process: cytoplasmic translation. Gene Ontology annotation, molecular function: structural constituent of ribosome; mRNA binding. NCBI's taxonomy places the organism in Eukaryota, Viridiplantae, Streptophyta, Magnoliopsida, Malvales, Malvaceae. The coding region runs from base 47 to 541 and encodes 164 amino acids. The record is from RefSeq and is a predicted model, not a curated record. Gene Ontology annotation, cellular component: cytosolic large ribosomal subunit. The transcript has 5 exons.